Prinia subflava (tawny-flanked prinia) is the source of this 9936-nucleotide messenger RNA. RefSeq names its product contactin 5 (gene CNTN5). Gene Ontology annotation, biological process: cell-cell adhesion; axon guidance; brain development. Bases 3822 to 7121 code for a protein of 1099 amino acids. Lineage: Eukaryota; Metazoa; Chordata; Aves; Passeriformes; Cisticolidae. Gene Ontology annotation, cellular component: axon; plasma membrane. Gene Ontology annotation, molecular function: cell-cell adhesion mediator activity. The record is from RefSeq and is a predicted model, not a curated record. The transcript is spliced from 27 exons.
UAUCUCUAAAGAUACACCUCAAGUGCUGUUGCAGACACAGAUGAGGGGGAGAAAUUUGUGCAGCUAAUUCUUUUCUUCAAAAUUCACUCCUUAUCUUAUAUUCUGCAACUGGUCAAGAAAGAACAGUGAAAUAUCCCAAUAGUAAUGGUACUGCUCAGAUAGCUCUCUGUGUGGGAAAGAAAAAAAAAUACAUUAAGCUCUUCUUAAAAGAAGAGAGUCUGAAUGAAAAGAAGUAAAAAACAAAUGAGAAAAGAGCUCAGAAAUUAGACUUCAGAUGUGCUGCAUCUGUUUGCUUUUUCACUGCAGACACUGAGAUAGAGAGAAGUGUUGAUUGACAGAUAGUCAGACAACUGGAGCAGGUAUGCAAAAUGCAGCUAGGUUGACUUAAAGUGUAUAGCAAUGAUAGCACUGUAACAAAGUACUCUUUAUGCUGAUUCUAACUCACUGUCCAUACACUAAACACUGAACAUACAUGCCAUAGAGCAGCUCACAAUCUUAGAGGAGUGGAGUAGAACAGGAACUGACCUUGCAAAAGAUACACACAAUCACAUGGAAUUUUAACCUCUUUAAAAGCUGCAUGCCACUUUCUUUUCGAAGAGAGAUAAAACUGGUACUCAUACAAAUCCACUUAAUUCCUGAUUAUAUUAAAGGAAAAGAUACAAAUACCUCCUUGUAGAAAUAGUGCUGAUGUGAAGUGAAAAAGAAGGAAGUAAACAUUAAAAGUGGCCAUUCAUAAGAAAGACGAACUUUGGCAAGAACUUUGAGUAAAAGUAAGCUGAAAGAACAAUACUGUGUAACCCACUGUGUAUGGCAUAGGUUCUGUAAAGUAGUUUUUCAAGGUAAAAGGUAACCCUAUAAACUUCACAAAGGGUGAUAAAGACCAUAAAGUCAUGUCUUUAUGGCUAAAAACAAAAACAAAAAAAAAAAAACAAAACAAACCUACAAACCGGCAUUUCCUUUAAUUCUGUUUCUACCUAUAAAAAGAGUGACCACUGAAAAUCACCUCCUCACAAGUAAUUACUCUAAUUCCUCACGACUGUCAUAAAUAGAUACAGUACGCAAAAAAAAAAAAAAAAAAAAAAAAAAAGAAAUUACCAAAAAUGCUUCUGGCUUUAACAUUCACUUUGGAAAUAUUGAGAAAUGGAGUCUCAUAAGUUAUUCAUAAGAUCAGAAUUAAUGCAGUCACUAUUCCUGGCUUCUGAUUAAAUGCUGCCUUGUAACCUAGUAACACUGGAAAUAAUGACCAGAUGAUAAUUUUCUGUGAACUGAGUAAAUGAAGAGAAGUUUGACAUGUCAGGUUGCAACAUUACUGGCCCAACAGUUGUGGAGACAAUUGUCUUCUGUGUCUGUAUGGGAUAGUGUAUCCAGACAAAGUCCAUUUCUAAUGAUGGAUUCAUUCUUGCUCUUCCACCAUGAUAGUUAAGACAGUGGAAGAUGGUGAUGAAGGAACAGAAAAUUGCAAUCUUAGAAUGAUAAAAAAAAAGGUAUUGAAAGUAAGGAGUUGUUUUUUUUUUCAACUCAUCCUCACUGACAGUAGUGGACAGAAUUCCCUGAGCAUGAUGCUGAGCUGUAAAUCCUCUGAUAGACUUCCAUAUAUUAUACAGGACCACAAAAGUAUAUAAAACUGUGUCACUCCUCACUAGGAUCUUAUCUUGCUAGAGGCUUCAAUAUAAGAGACAAGCAGAGGACACAGAGAAAAAAACUCAUAUUAGUAUUGCCAAUUUAAGACCAGAGUUGUGUAAGAACUCCCUGAAAAUUCCAGAAUUAAUCCAGGAUCUUCGUUCUCCUGAAUCUAAACUACUUAAGGGUUAGUUUUUAAAAAUUAGCCAGAAACUACCUGGGAUAGAAAAAUAAAAAUAAAUGCCAAGAAAAGUUAGUAAGGAAAAUGUACACACAUACAUACACACAUAUUUGUACACCACAGAGGUUCAGAACGCAUAAACCAUUGAAAUGGAAUCACUGAAGCAGAGAAAAAUCUCAGAAUAGGAACUAUCCAAUAAUUACUCAGUUAAUGUGUAAGUUAAGAAAGAGUCCUAACUAUUUGUGGAGGGCAAAGGGGGAAAAAGGCAAUGCAAGAAAAACAGAGAAGGCCAGAAGAGCAUUAAAUUUCAUAGCAGAAGUUACCAUUGCCACAGGGGAGAAAAAAUUUUAAAAAAAGAAGAAAGGAAGGAUUAGGAUCAGUCUGGAUCUUGAGGACAGCCAUUAGGGAGAGGCAAAAGAGUGGGAACGCACUAGAUGCGGGGAUGGAUGCGAAGCUGCCGAGGAGAGCCCGCCAGGAGCCGAUGCGGCGGAGCGGCGCCGGCAGCCUCUCGGCGGGGCUGCGCGGGGCGGGGGCUGCGGGCGGGAGGCGCGGGCGCUCCGCGGGGCCGGGCCGGGCGGGGCCGCGCUGCCGCCGCUCCGCGGGGAUGCGGCCGAGCUGAACGCGGGGGGACGGCGAAGGGAACGGCCGGGGAGCGGCUGCCGGAGCCGCGGGGGUGCUCUGGCCGGCCCCUUGCUGCCUGCCCCGGGCGUGCCUCCGGCCGGAGCAGCCGCGGUGUAAAGAAGGGCAGGCUGUAGAGAGGGGCAGGCUGCGCUGGGCUGCGCUGCGCUGCCGGCAGCAGCCGUGGCUCCCGGGCUCCCGGCUCCGGCUGCAGAGGGGUAGGGAGGGUUAGAACCGCUGGAGAGAAAUAAAACGCGUUCAAAAAAAAAAAAAAAAAAUUAAAAAAAAAUAAAUUAAAAAGCCAAUCCACCUAGAAGGAGGAUGGGGAAGGGGAUGAGAAGGAGAGAGGAGAGGACGGCUUCAGGAAGUGGUGAAUGGAAGAAGCUGGUGUCAUGGGCUAGAGGAGCAGGAGAUCAGAGGACAGCGUUCGCCAACUUGCCCUCUUGCCUUCACGCUCCAGGGCAGAGGAGUGAAGAGGAGAAAAUCGGGGAGGAAGGUGGAGAGGAGCAGCAGGAGGAGGAGAGCGGGAGGAGGGGGGGUCCUUGCGCGCUUAGGGGUAGGGGCGAGCGGCGAGCAGCGGUGUGAGAUGGCACUCACAUAAACACACAUCCCCAUCAUCUCUACAUCCACACGCGUCCAGGCAGGGGCGGGCAGAGCCUCCGCCGGCCCCCCGGGAGCAGCCGGGGGAGGCGCCUCGGUCCCCCCGCCGGGAGGGGGCACGGCGGGGCCGGGAGGGGCUCGCGGGAGCUGCGGGCGCGGAUGCCUUCACCUGGGGCUUUCCAUCGCUGAGCGAGCCGAGCAGCAGAGGCGGUCGGGUCUGGAGAACUACCUCUGGAUGGUUUAAAAAAAAAAAAAAAAAAAAAAAAAAAAAGAGGAAAAAAAAAAGGAAAAACCCAACUCUGCAAUCCUCUGCUCCCCCAGGCUCAGCACCAUAAGGGACUGCUAUAUUUGAGGCUGUCAGGAGGAUGGGAGAGAGACACUGAGAGUCAGGGCGAGAGAGCCGGUGCCACAGCAGCGCAUGAGUUUCUGUCAGGAGGUCUGAUUGCUUAGGAUUCAUAGGAGAUGGGAAAUGCACAUUGUGAAACGUUCUUUGGUUGCCCCAAGUGAGCACAUCCCCUUUAAUAUCACUUCAACCAAACCACUCUCCAACUGACUCAGCCAGAACAGGAGGAAUGCAGUAUAGUCACAUAUUAUGAAAAGGCAGUCCUAAUACAACUGGAUUCAGUGCAGCUCCUGGGCAUCAUCAGCUUUCAUUCAUACAGGACUUAAUCUGUGGAGAUAAUUUCUGCUUUGAAGAACUUCUGCACAGCCAAUUGGAAAGUUGAGGCUAAGCUUUAAUUAAGAAACAUCAACGUUGCUAACAACUGCACAAAGAGGGACGGAAGGACCUUUGUGACCAAGGAUGCGGUUGUCAUGGAAACUCUUGCUGUUUCUGUCACUCACUGGCUGUCUUUCAGAAUAUUCAGAAGCUGUUCCUGGUGUCCCCACAUCAUAUGCUGCUAUCCUAAGAAUCAAAUCUGGUAGCUCAUCUUUAGCUUCAUUUAAUUCAAAGAACAGGCCACGAUUAAGCAGUCCUUCAUUAGGGAGUGUGUCUUCACCAGGCUGGAGAGGAGCCGCACAACAUUAUCACUCCCCAACAAACCUCUACCACUUUUCAGAGACCUUCAAACAUGAUGAAAGUGUUGAUUAUGGGCCAGUGUUUGUACAAGAGCCAGAUGAUAUGAUUUUUCCAACUGAUUCUGAGGAAAAGAAAGUGUCUCUGAAUUGUCAAGCACGUGGAAAUCCUACUCCCACAUACAGAUGGCUUCGAAAUGGAACUGAAAUCGACAUUGAAAGUGAUUAUCGCUUCAGUUUAAUAGAAGGAAGUUUGAUCAUCAGCAACCCCAGUGAAAUGAAAGACUCUGGACAGUAUCAAUGUUUAACUACAAACGUUUUUGGCAGUAUUUUAAGCAGAGAGGCUGUUCUUCAGUUUGCAUAUCUGGGGAAUUUUAGCGGUCGGACAAGAAGCGCUGUAUCUGUGCGUGAAGGUCAAGGAGUUGUUCUGAUGUGCUCCCCUCCACUUCAUUCUCCAGAGAUCAUCUACAGCUGGGUAUUUAAUGAAUUCCCAUCUUUUGUGGCAGAAGACAGCAGGCGCUUCAUCUCUCAGGAGACAGGCAAUCUCUACAUAUCCAAGGUGCAAACAUCCGAUGUUGGCAGCUACAUAUGCCUGGUAAAAAACACAGUGACAAACGCCAGAGUUUUGAGUCCUCCUACGCCUCUGACUCUGAGAAACGAUGGUGUGAUGGGGGAAUAUGAACCAAAAAUUGAAGUCCAUUUUCCUUACACAGUUACAGCUGCAAGGGGAACUACUGUUAAGAUGGAGUGUUUUGCACUUGGAAACCCUGUUCCAACAAUCUCUUGGAGGAAAGUUAAUGGUCAUAAUCCAAGUAAAGCCCGCCUGAGAAAAUCCCAAGCUGUGCUUGAAAUACCUAAUGUGCAGCUAGAGGACUCAGGAAUGUAUGAAUGUAAGGCUGAAAACUCUCGUGGAAGAAAUGUCUUCAGAGGACAGCUACAAGUAUACACCUACCCCCACUGGGUGGAUAAACUCAAUGACACCCAGUUAGACAGUGGAGAUCCGCUCCGGUGGGAGUGCAAAGCCACUGGAAAGCCAAGGCCCACGUACCGCUGGCUGAAAAAUGGAGCUCCUCUCUGGCCACAGAGCAGGAUUGAGAUGAUUAAUGGUGUUCUGAUGAUCCACAGUGUGAAUGUCUCAGAUGCUGGAAUGUAUCAGUGCUUAGCAGAAAAUAAGUAUGGUACGAUUUAUGCCAGUGCCGAGCUGAAGAUUUUGGCUUCAGCUCCCACCUUCCCACUCAGUCAAAUGAGGAAAACAAUAAUUGUUACCAAGGGCCAGGAAGUUGUCAUUGAGUGCAAGCCACAAGCCUCUCCAAAGCCAACUAUCACCUGGAAGAAAGGCGACAAAGUGUUGAGGGAGAAUAAGAGGAUAACUAUUCUUCCACAUGGGAGUCUGCGAAUCCUGAAUGCUUCCAAGUCUGAUGAAGGGCGGUAUUUAUGUCAAGGUGUAAAUGUGUUUGGAUCUGCAGAAAUCAUUGCAUCAGUAUCCGUUAAAGAACCUACAAGAAUAGAGCUGACUCCCAAGAAGAUUGAGUUAACGGUCGGAGAGAGCAUCGUCCUCAGUUGCAAAGCCCUUCAUGAUAGCACAAUGGAUGUCACCUUCUACUGGACACUCAAUGGGCAGCCAAUUGACUUUGAGAAAGAAGGUGGACACUUUGAAAGCAUCAAGGCACAAGCAUCCUCUGCAGAUUUAAUGAUCAGGAACAUCCUCCUGAUGCACGCCGGGAGAUACGGCUGCAGGGUCCAGACCGCAGCGGACACCGUGUCAGAUGAGACAGAUCUGCUUGUCAGGGGUCCUCCUGGUCCCCCAGGGGUUGUAAUAGUGGAGGAAAUUACAGACACAACAGCAACACUCUCCUGGAGUCCUGGGGCAGACAAUCACAGCCCUAUCUCCCUCUACAACCUGCAAGCACGCAGUCCAUUUUCUCUUGGCUGGCAGACCGUAAAAACAGUUCCAGAUCUGAUAAGUGGUGACAUGGAGUCUGCUAUGGCCGUGGAACUGAACCCUUGGGUGGAGUAUGAGUUCAGAGUAGUAGCAACCAAUAAAAUUGGGACUGGAGACCCAAGUACACCAUCACGAGUGAUCAGAACCAAUGAAGCAGUGCCAAAGACACCUCCAGCUAACGUAAGUGGCAGAAGUGGAAGGAGGCAUGAAUUAGUAAUAGCAUGGGAGCCAGUGUCAGAAGAGUUUCAGAGUGGAGAAGGAUUUGGAUAUAUUGUGGCCUUCAGACCCAAUGGAACUCGUGGGUGGAAGGAAAAAAUGGUGACAUCUUCAGAUGCCUCAAAAUUCAUCUACAGAGAUGAAAGUGUGCCACCUCUGACUCCUUUUGAGGUGAAAGUUGGUGUUUACAACAACAAAGGAGAUGGUCCCUUCAGCCCUAUUGUGGUCAUCUGCUCAGCUGAAGGAGAACCCACUGCUGCUCCCAUCGAUGUCAAAGCUACGAGUCUGUCUGUAUCAGAGAUUCUUGUUGCGUGGAAACAUAUUAAAGAAAGUCUAGGAAGACCACAGGGAUUCGAGGUUGGGUACUGGAAGGACAUGCAGCAGGAAGAAGCAGCAGAAAAGGUCAAAACGGAGGGAAAUGAGUCAUCCAUCCUCCUGACAGGAUUAGAAGGAAACACAUUAUAUCACCUAACAGUGAGGGCAUACAAUGCUGCAGGGUAUGGACCACCUAGCACUGCUGUGCAUGCAGCAACCAAGAAAUCCCCUCCUAGCCAAGCACCAGGCAAUAUUAUGUGGAUACAGGAUGGCUCACAUGUGUCUCUUGGAUGGGAGCCAGUCAGACCUCUAGCUAAUGAAUCUGAUGUAAUGGGAUACAAGGUGUUAUUUCGGCAAGAGGGCCAGAGCAAUAGCCAAGUUAUAGAAACACAGAAAACCUCUGCAGUGGUACUUCUUCCUGAUGUUGGGGUCUACAUCAUUGAGGUCUGUGCAGUCAGUGAAGGAGGGGAUGGCACUGCAAGUCCCCAGAUCAGAGUUCCAUCUUUUUCAGGAGGGAAAGUAACAAGUGCUCAGUCCACCUUACAUGUGUUAUCUACUUCCUCAUCCUCUGUAACACUGCUUUUGGCACUGAUGGUACCUUCAGCCUCAUGGUGAAGGCUGCAGACUUUGUUGUUGUUGUUAUUUGUUUGUUUUAACUUGAUGACACCAAGGGAUGGAGUUUUAUGUCCGUGGAGAAACCCAAAAUCCAAGGUAAUGCUUAAAGACCCAUCGGAAUGCCUGUGGUGCACUUGGAGGAGUGUUGGAGACACGGUCAAUAAUUCAUCAGGUUUUUAUCUCUUCUUUAUUUGUAAAAGUCCUCUGGGGAGGAGACCCUUCUUGGCCCAAAAAUAUGCAGAUUUUAUGUAAUAAACUUUUGUAAGCAAAGGUAAUUUCUGUCAAAUCUAUUUUCCUUUUUCAAUAUGUUCAAAUUUGGUGAACACAGUCAGGUAUCAUCAGGUGUUUAAAAGGUGGUGUCUUGUACAGUACACCUGUAUGAUUUGGAGAAAAAAACAUCCUUUUUUAAAUAUAGAACAAAGUUUGAUACAGCUUUUUCUUUUGAAUACUUUGCUUGCAUCCCUGAUAAAUGGUUGUUCCCACUGACAAGGAAGAAAAACAUAGUUUAUAUACAAAGACCGCUGCAGAAGUAAAGAAGAACUUCUGAAAAUAUAUAAUAUGUAUUCAAUUAGCAAAAAGAAUUGCCAAUCUAAUACUGGACAUCUUACCUCAGAAAAUAGCAAAAUGGAGCAGAAAACCCAUUUAUUUUAUUAACAGGUAAAUGGAAAAUUAUCAAACACGGCUUGGGAGGAAAUCAGUUGGUUUUUAUCAAAUACCACAAGAAUUCAUGUCCAAUGAACGUUUCAACAGAAAAUAAGAAAUCAAUUCCUACUGCAAAUGACAAUGAAAACUCCACUGGGCAUUUAACCAUGGUAUACAUUAAGCUACUAAGGGACAAAUAAAGCAAUGCAAGGAGGCAAACCUACUUUUCCCAACCACUUCUCAGUCGUAACUUUUUUUUUUCCCUUUGAGUCCAAUUUUUGGUAACAUUCUAUGCUUUGUAUAGGUGGUACUCCAGUUGAAAUAUAUAUGAAAGCAUAUUAUGGAGAGAAUAUUAACAUUUUUCAGAAUGGCAUUAUCCACAUAUAUGCAGACUGCAGUAGGAUAUAUUUUGGAGAAUUUUGUUUCUGAGAAAAAAAUACUUGGAAAAGUGCUACAGAGCAUCAUUCCAAUUAUUUAUCUAAUUGGAUCUAUUUCUAUAGCUCGCUGGAGAUUAUUCUUGUAGGUACUGUGUGCUAUCAGAUUUCAUCCCCAUUUUUUGCUGUACCAGACAAUUUUUUACUCAAUAGACAAUUUGGACAAUUUUUUCUCCUUUGGAAGACUUUCUCACAUACUGGAACCUGAGGAAAAAUGACUCCCAGGGAAGAUGGUGUGCAUGUUUGUACAAUCAUGGUGUGCACGGUGUUAUGAAGGGUGGCAUUUUACUAAAAUAUCUGGGGAUCAUGCCUAGGAAAAACAUUGCAGUGCCUGGGAAGAAUCAAGUCAAAAAGGGUUAACAUGAAGGUCCUUAUAGCAUGGUUCUUCCAGUUGUCUAUCCCUCUAAAAUUUUUGAUGAAAACCCAUCUUAGCUGAUGGGUUCCCAAUUCAAAAUGCUGUUAUUUUGCCACUUCACUAGCAAAAUAAUUUUUGACUUUUAGAGAAUACACUGCAACAGUGCUCUUUCUCAGCUGCUUCAAAACAGUAGUGAGGAAAGCACAACAGAAAUGAGGAGGUGAAAAGCUGAUGAUGACUAAAUAUUUUUGCUUUUGAAUAUUUUAUCAGUAAAACUUUCAGAGAAGGUUCAAGUCAAAUCUUUGUUACCCAUUAAUAUUUUAAAUAAUUUUCCAAAAAAUGGUGUUUAAAAUUACUUAAGUCACCAUGCUGCUCAGAAUACAAAGGCAGGAUAGCUACCUAAGAAUUGACUGUAGACAUACAAAAAAGAGGCCUUCUAUAUCUCUGCUUCUGGAACAGCCUUUGAGAUCAAAGACAGGAAAAUGUAAUAUACCUUGCUGAUAAGGCAAACUCACAGAGAAUCACUACCUGCUGUCCCUUGUAAAACAGCAGCAUUGCUACUGUGCAGAGAGCCUGCAUCAGCAGUCCAUCAUCUGCCAAAAUGUUAAAAUAAAUAAGAAUAAAGUGAUGAACCAAAAAGUCAAAUGGCUAUUUUAUAAAUUAGUUAUGCAUAAUUUCCUCUAUUUUUUAUACAGUUGGUUGCCAAUGCAGUUUAUUUCAGAGUAUUCAGAAAGGCUACAUUCACUGCUGGUGGCAUUUGGUUAAACUUUCUGAUAACAAUAAAUGGAUGUGCUUUAUAGGAAGAAUAAAACUCUGAUAAAGAGACAGAGCUCCACCUAGACACAUCUCCCUCUCUAGUAUGAAGAUACAAAUAGAAAUACUGAACAUACCAUCAGGUAAUGUAGUUGUAUUGCAGGGACAAAAGGAGGUAUGUUUUAUAUUCAACAUGAACAGAAUAUGUAUUUUGCAUCUUAAAUAUAUUAAUAAACAUGUUUUAAAUGUUUAAGUACCUAUGUAUUACCUAUUUGUUACUUUGUAGAAGAUGUUUCCUUAUCAUGGCAUUUUUAGUUGCAAGGGAAAGCUUUUUCCUUUUUCAUGUAAAAGAUUGUAAUAGUGCAGUCUAGCGUCACUGAGGAGACUGUAUUUUUGUAUAAUGUCACAGGAUCUGUUCAGAAAAAAAACAAUUACAAAGAAACCUUGUUACACAGACCAAAAGAAAGCUUCUGUCAUGGCCCAUAUCGAAAUGUUAGAUAUAUUGUAUACAAUCUGUAUAUAUGCUAUAUAUAAUGGUAUAUACAGUGUGGAAGACACAGUAAUACAAUAGUUUCUGUGUACUGUUCUUGUAACAUUAGAUCUUUUUAAUAAAUUAUUCUCUUUUUAUUGA